Molecule: messenger RNA, 186 nt
Organism: Macroventuria anomochaeta
Lineage: Eukaryota; Fungi; Ascomycota; Dothideomycetes; Pleosporales; Didymellaceae
Exons: 1
Source: RefSeq, a predicted model, not a curated record
GGCUUUGAACUUGGAACCCGGACUUACAAGGUCUUCAAUGAAGCAAUGUGGAAUAGGGGUGAGCUUCGAUCAGCUCUACAGGAUGGCUUACGGGAAUGGAUCACGAUUCUGGCUACAAUAUGUGCUGACGGGACUGCUCUAGAUCCAAGUCUAAUCUAUGCCUCAGAUGCCAGCACCUUACAGUCU